Calliphora vicina (urban bluebottle blowfly) is the source of this 1365-nucleotide messenger RNA. Its product is annotated as hybrid signal transduction histidine kinase M-like. The transcript has a single exon. NCBI's taxonomy places the organism in Eukaryota, Metazoa, Arthropoda, Insecta, Diptera, Calliphoridae. The record is from RefSeq and is a predicted model, not a curated record. The coding region runs from base 1 to 1365 and encodes 454 amino acids.
AUGAACAACACAACCUUGAAACAUCAAACUCAUCAUCAACAUCAUGAUCAAUAUGCGGACGACGACAACAGCGGCGGAGGCGAUGAUGACGAUGAUGAUGGUGGUGGUGACGAUGGACAGGAAAAAGUUAAAGCAUUAAAGGAAUUUGAAGAGAAUUUACAGGAAUUAGAAGAUGAAGAAGACAAAGUUGAAGUUGAAGAAGAAGAACAAAUGGUAGAUGAAGAAGAAGCAUAUUUAGUUGAAAAUAAAAUUUAUAAAAUAAAUGAAAUUUUUGAAGAAAUUAUUAAUGAUGAUGAUACCGAUUUCACAGAAACCACCAACAACAACAACACUACUGAUUCACUUUCCACUACCAAGCCACAGUUUUCUUCAUUAACUUUGAAUUCUAAAAAAACUUCUAAAUCGAAUGUUCAAAUUAAUGAAACCAAUAAUAAUAAAAGUAAUACUAGUAAUUUAAAACAAAAAAUUACUACUCGUAGUAGUAAUAGUAAUAAUUUAAUACAAUUUAUACCACAAAUCCAACAAACAAAUGAUGAUGAUAACGAUAAUGAACAUGAAGAUGAAGUAGAAGUUGAAGAAACCAUUAAAAUGAAACAUAAUUUUAAUUUCAAUUUAAAACUACAAAACCAACAACAACAUAAUAAUAACAAUAUGUUUUUGAAAAAUAACUUUAAUUUUAGUAAUAAUAUUAAUAAUAAUACAAUUAAUAGUAAUAAGAAGUUGUUUAAUUAUAAUGAUAAUAAAAAUAAUCAUAAUUAUUUAAAUAAUAGCAUUAAGACUAGUAUUAAUAAAAAUGUAAAUUUUUUAAAUAUUACUACAACAAAUUGCAGUAAAAACAAAAAACAACAACCGACAAUUUCUAUUAUUACUAAAAAAACAAAUAAUAACAAUAACAAUAUUUCUAUAACAGCUACUACAACAACUACUACUAAUACAAAUAAUAAUAAUAUAAUUACAACAACAACUACUCCUUUAAUUAAUCGUAAUCAUAAUAAUAAUAAACAAAAUCAUAUUAAACAAAAUAUUAACUUUAAUAAUAAUAUUCAUAAAAGAAAUGUUAAUAAUCAUAAUAAUAAUAAUACAAAUACAAUAUCAAAAAAAUUAAAUAAUCUUGCUUCUCUUAUUAUUCCUAAUAUUAUAAAAAAUACAACAUUAACAACAAAACCCAGAAAAUUUACAUGCAAUUCAACAUCACCAUCAUUGUCAUCCUCCACAUCUUUAACAAGAACUCAUCAUCAGCAGCGACAUCUACCAAAUUUAUCAUGCAAAAAGAAAAUACGUAAAAACCGUUUCGUUUCGACUUCUUUAAAGAAUAAUUAUAAUAAUAAUAAUAAAAACACUUUUCUACAUUUCGAAAAUAAUUAA